Hyalella azteca is the source of this 5795-nucleotide messenger RNA. RefSeq lists its product as uncharacterized. NCBI's taxonomy places the organism in Eukaryota, Metazoa, Arthropoda, Malacostraca, Amphipoda, Hyalellidae. Bases 27 to 5171 code for a protein of 1714 amino acids. The record is from RefSeq and is a predicted model, not a curated record. The transcript has 15 exons. Gene Ontology annotation, molecular function: protein binding.
GAUAUUUUUGUUGGGCUAAAGAUAUCAUGUCGGGCUCGAUAAUUUCAUUGCAAAAAUAUACGAUUAAAUUAUUGAUCUUAGUAAACAUGUUAUCGAAUUUUCCAAUACAUGGAAUUAGCGAAUCUCUGAACGAUGGACAAUAUUCAGAUACAUUCUACGUGGCCGACUUUGAAAAUACUGAAAUAAACAGUAAAGAAACCUUCCUCCCUGCGGGCGAGGAAUUGUUUGUGAAGAAAAAUGGCCUCUACCAGCCACUCAAGGAGACAGCACAAAAACUUCGCGAUGUUGAUUUGCCAACAAAUGCCGAGAAGCUGCAUGGAAGUUCUAGGGCAACGGACGUUCGUAGCAAAGAGGGCGAGUCUGAGAAUACCUUUAUUGAUAUUUUACCACAAAUAAUAAAGCGUAGAAGUAAACGCGCAAAUAAAGUCUCGGUUGCAAAAGGUGGUUUCUCAAGUCACAGGAAUUGCGAGCCAAGCUCAGAAGACGAGACGAUUGUAAGUCUCGGUGAAGGAAAAAAUGAAGGAGUUACAAAUAACGCGUCGUUACAUCAUCUCCCAAAACGCUCGACGAAAUCGAAGUUUGAAUUGACUAAAAGAAAUAACAAAGGAGAAAGUACAGUUUGCGGUGAAUGUCUGACAGAUCCUUCCCUUACGGACCGAUUGUCGUUUUCGAGUCGUUCACUGCCGGAGCGCAAGCAAAGUUUCUUGGACAAUAAAAAAAACUCGGCAGCUGAAAUCAUGACUGUAAAUGAUCAUCCUUCGUCCGAGAGUGCAACAGUAAAUCAGCAUCAGCAGAAAAUCCAUCAUAAUUUGGUUGUGGAUUCUUCGGAAUCCGACGACCUGACGUCCACUUCAAGAGAGCCCAGCCACGUGGACGAGUCCAUCUUAGCUCGGUACCCGGGGCAAGACGACUACGUUUCACCGCAGGUGUCGGUGAUGGGUGUAGCAGGCUCGCCAGUCGAGCUGCCUUGCAGAAUUCCGACCCAGGUUUUCGACGCGACUUCCGGAGCAAACAGCGAACAUAUAUUUAACGGAGCUACAAACAGCGAACAUACAAUUAAUCCGAAGCUUAGUUUCGUGCAGGAUGAACAAGAGUUGCACCCGCUACGUGGGCCUCCGCGUCAGUCUCCCCAACUGCUGCUCUGGUACAGAGAUGAUGGCGACAAGCCAAUAUACAGUUACGAUGCAAGACCGGGCAAGUCUUCACCGUCCCACUGGCGGUCCUCACACAUCAGUCCUCGGUCCAGCCUAGACCCUGUGCGGUACUCGCUCACAUUACAUGACGUAACGCGGGCUGACUCCGGUCUUUACAAAUGCACUGCGCACUACAAAACUGGGCCGACUCUCACUGCAGCUGCCAGACUCUCAGUGGUCGAGCCGCCCGGCAGGGUAUGGAUCAGCAGCAGUUCCAGCUCUGGCUCUCAGCUUAACUCUUCAGAUGUCAUGGUCGUCGGACCUCUGGUGGAAGGAGGAACCCUAAGAUUAACCUGCCACGCAGAAGGCGGUGAACCUGAGCCCCAAAUAUCCUGGUGGGACGGCCACCGAAGACUCGACCCUUCUGCUCACUCAAAACGAGCCCAAGGGGUCGGUAAAAAUACUCACGAAACACUGCAUGAAAAAAAGAAACCCGGGCCAGUUAAAGGAGAAGAAAAUGUGAACGACAACGUCGACCCUGGAGGGCAAAAAUCAUUUGUCGAGAACCGCGCUAGUGAAGGAAUCAAUAACAUUCGACACAAGAAAGAAAAAAGAAGAGAUAUUCCAAGUGGACGGAAACAUAAAGUCAGUGAAACAAAGUUUGCAGGAACAAGCGAUGAAAAUUUACCAUUACAUAGAGACUUUGUUAAUAGGCUCAAAAAGUCUCAUAUAAUCGGUCAAAAUCGAAGCAAAACGCAAGAAAAAUCUGUUUUUAGUAAAGAAUUUAAUACUGAGGUUAAGUCUGAUAGUUAUCAAGAUAUAUUCAACCUUAGUUAUUCUAAAGACAUUGAAACUAGUGAAAAAUUAGUGCAAAAUGAUCUGAAGUUUUCAGAACAGAAUUCCAGUGCAGGGUUCGAGUAUGAACGAACUAACGAGAUGUCCGAAAAUACCAAGCAAGAACAUAACGUUCAGUCUGUAAAAAUUAAAAGAGCCUCUGAAAAAAGUAAGGAUCUAUUUGACAAUAUAAUAAUUUCCAAGAAUAUCGAGCCGAUAUCUAUUAAACGAGCUGUGAAAAAGUUAACUAAAAUUUUGAAAAAUUUGGUAAAACCAGCGAAAAUUUUCCACCGGAAAAGAAUACAUGAUAGAUGGAUUAAAAGAUCCACGAGUAGGAACUUUGGUGACGAUGAAUAUUUUACAACUGAAAUUAAUAAAAAAUAUCACAUCAGGAGACACUCAGACUCCAGCAAAAUGCAGUUAUUGAAAUUAAACCCAAAUGGACAGCUUAUUUCACUAAGAAUGGAAAACAAUUUCCGAGAAAUUUCAGAUCCAAUUACAACCGACGUUAUAUCAGCAAAUUUGAAUGAUUAUGCCUUUGCAGAUAAAAAUAUUUCUACGUUGAAGUCGAACCUCGUACAAAACUUGCCGAUAUCCCGAAGACUCAAUAAAACAAAAUUACGUCUCAGCAAACCUCCUACCAUCGAUCGGUUCAGCAACUUCUCGAAUCCUGAUGUAGCCAAACUUUCAAGUUCUGAUCCUGUCUACAACGAGAACUUGAGUUCAAUGAAAUUUCUGAGAAUCAUGAAAGAACACACGAAAGAAAACAGCAAUCAAAAUACCUCCAAUACGCUGCUACCACUAAAGUUUUCUGACGUCAAAAGCAAUCGCACUAAACGCAAGCGAAAUUCAAACCACGAGUCGGAAUCCUCAUCAAAUUUAUUCAGAAGGCCAACCAAAAUUGUACCAACGCACGAUGGUCACGUUCGGCAUCCCAAAAUUCCUCGAGCAGAGGGAAAUUUCCCCAGCUACAGUGAGCUGAGUACACUCGACUCACUUCCUCCCAUUUCCCCAACACGAAUCUCCACCACGGAGAAGCAUGAGCGCGGCGUGCACAGCAACAGUCUUGUCGUGGAAGCCCUUGGCAGAGAAGAUCUCCACAGAACCUUUUCUUGUCAGGUCACGAACUCCAACUUGACAACAACAAUUGUCAUGUCCGCUACACUGGAUAUGAUUUUAAACCCGACUCGUCUGCUCGUGGUGUCUCCGCCUGAGUCGCAGCCUCUGGUUGCAGGACGAGUGACUGUCUUCGUCUGCACUGCGACAGGCGACCGUCCGCCUGUAGAACUCACCUGGAAGUUAGAUGGACAAGCUCUGCCAGAUUCGAAUAUUGUCAGCAUGAGACAUGGAACUGAGACAGAAUCCAGGCUGAGUCUGAUGUUGAAUCCAGAGCAUGAUUCAUCCAGACUCACUUGCACAUAUGCGACUCAUCAUCCGAGGCUUCAGCCGCUGUCUGAGUCACGCAUACUGCGUGUUGAGUACGCGCCAAGAGCCAAGCUCUCGCCUGGUCGGUCUAUCCUGCUGAGUGAUGUGCGGGAGGGAGAUGAUGUUUAUUUUGAAUGUGAUGUUGAUGCGAGUCCUACCGUCACCAACGUAAGGUGGCAACGUCAGGGUGACGACAUCCGGCCCUCGCCCUCCCGAGGCCUGAUCCUCAGCAAUCGCAGCCUCGCCAUGCAACGAGUUAGCAACCAAAAUUCUGGCCGCUACACCUGCUCAGCUACCAACUCACGUGGUACUGGUGUCUCAAACGCCCUCGACCUGGUAGUCAAAUAUGCGCCAAAGUGUGGCAAACAAGAUUGGAGCGUCAAAGGGGCCUCGAUAGGCUCAAAGGUGGCAGUUCCAUGCACGCUGGACGCGCUGCCUGGGCCUUCUGAAGUCACUUGGACCUUCAACAGCACAAGCGGACACACGGCGAGAAUAGAUCAAGCACACGUGCGGCAACGUGAUGCCAACACGUCCAUGGUUGUUUUCGUGCCCCGCAACGAGUUGGACUUCGGCGCGCUAUUCUGCUAUGGGCGUAACGAGGUGGGGGAACAGAAGGAGCCUUGCGUCUUCACUGUCUUUCCUGCAGCGAAGCCUGGUCCUCCAUCGAACUGCCAGCACGAGACUGAAUCCGCGACGAUGCUGCAAAUUGAAUGCGACUCUGGAUCGGACGGAGGACUCGAUGUCACGUAUCGUCUCAAUAUCUGGUCUAAGAAUCCUGCCUCGGAUGCAGAAGCUAGCUUUGGAGGAUUCAAGAAGACCGCAAAAGAUCCUGGAAAUGGAAGGAAAAAUCAUAGCAGCAGAAUUGGUAUCGAUGCUGAGAGUAGCGAUCGCAAGUCGAAACAGCGCCUCGGGGUUUUUAUCUCGAGCGACUCUAGACUCUUAGUGAACAUGUCAGCUUCGAGUCCCUCCUUCAAAGUGCGAGGUCUGGGGCCUGACUCGAGUUACGUUGCAGUCGUGACGUCAUGCAACACGCAGGGUUGCGCUGCAAGCAACACAUUUGAGAUCAGCCGUCUGACUGACGCUCUCGAGAAAAGAACGGCGGCAAUGAAACCAGCGCCCAGCAGUGCUGCUGUUGGCGGUAACAGCAUCAUAGUCUUGCUUGUUGCUGUGGGCUUAGCAUCUCUCUUGACUAUGAUCAUCAUCGUGCUGCUCACCGUAUUUAUUGUGAAGAAAAGACACAAUGCCAGGAGAGGAAACCUCGCCAACGAUGUGGACCACAACAGCGAAGUUUUAAACUCGAGUCCCAAAACUUCCAGUCGUGGAAAUAGCAACGAACUUAGAUCCAUUCAGGAAGAAAGUGAAAUUCAAGGAACUGAUUUGCUUGAAUGUGAAAUAAAAAAUACAAUAAACGAAAGAACAGGAGCAAUAGCAAAAAAUAAAGGUAUGAGAACAACGUUUGAAAAUAUAGCUACGCCAUCAACAAUCGAGAUUGAAACAACGAGAACCACUGAAGUGUUGCUCGUAGAAAAUCAGUUCCCGUUUCUUAGCGAUGCAAUUUCAGGGUUUCAGAGCGUUCCCAGAUUUGUCGUGGGCAGCUCUGGGCCCAGAUCUUGUCUGAGCACUGAGCAAGGCGUCAGAGCAGAUAUUGCUGCGAAUAUAAAAACUGAUUCCUCAGUUGGUGCUUCUGAGCACACGUUGUAUAAAAAUCCUGCCUCUUCAGGCAGUGUAAAACGAGCGACAAAUUUCAUAGAAUUAAAUAAUUUUGAAAAUGAUACCUGAAUUUGCAGGUUACUUUUCUAUUAUAAUGAAUAUAUGUCAUUAUUUCUCUGUUGAGAGAAAUAGCUCAAGUUAUUCGUAUUGAGCAGAAUAAAUGCGAAGUGAAAUGUAUCAAAUACUGGCGCAAUGUGUUAAUCCAGCGAUAUGAUUUCAAUCGUUAUUCUUAUUACUUUUGGUUUUUCAAAUUUGUUUUCUCAGUUUACUGUUGCUCUACACGCAUACCAAGUAAAUGUUUUUAGUUAAUCAUCGAAAUGCAAUCAUGAUUCCUAGAAUUCAGACAUCAUAUUUACAACGUUUACCACAGGAUCAGUCAUGAUUUAAGUCAUAAAUUCCAUUCAACAUGUUUUUGGUCACAUUAAGUUUUAAUUCAUUUCAUUAAUUUAACCUUACAGAAUUAUCUGGUGAUCGGGAUAAUGUCUUAUAUAAUUCACAAUUCAGUCUCCAUUAAUUGGUCUAAAGUAAAUAAAUAAUUAAACAUAGCACCCAAUUUACCUCACAUUCACGGCGGAAAUCAGUACAUGAUAAAAAUUAUCAAUUUUAUUAAUCAAUAUAUUGACUUAAUCAACAGUGUCAUGCGUUUGUGAGUGUCACUCUGUUAAGUGUUGGUGUAAUAAAUGGAACAAACUC